Molecule: messenger RNA, 7863 nt
Organism: Acanthochromis polyacanthus (spiny chromis)
Lineage: Eukaryota; Metazoa; Chordata; Actinopteri; Pomacentridae
Product: mitogen-activated protein kinase kinase kinase kinase 3
Exons: 34
Coding region: 154-3084 (976 amino acids)
Biological process (GO): protein phosphorylation
Molecular function (GO): ATP binding; MAP kinase kinase kinase kinase activity
Source: RefSeq, a predicted model, not a curated record
CGCAUGCUCAAUGCGCAGUGGAAGCCAUGUUGGAGUUACAGUGGAUUCGGGCUGGGAUUUUCUGACGCCGUAUGUUUUUCUUAAAUUAUCUGGUUUCUAACGCCGUCGGGGUUCGUCAACCGUGCGCUACUGGCGCCGUAAUCGGCCGUGGAAAUGAUGAACUCCAGUGUCGACCUGUCCCGGCGAAAUCCGCAGGAGGAUUUCGAGCUGAUCCAGAGGAUAGGAAGCGGCACAUACGGAGAUGUGUACAAGGCUCGUAAUGUGAACACAGGAGAGCUGGCUGCUAUCAAAGUCAUCAAACUGGAACCGGGUGAGGACUUUGCCGUCGUCCAGCAGGAGAUCAUCAUGAUGAAGGACUGCAAACACUCCAAUAUCGUCGCCUAUUUUGGCAGUUAUCUCCGGAGAGAUAAGCUGUGGAUCAGUAUGGAGUACUGUGGAGGAGGUUCUCUGCAGGAUAUCUAUCACGUAACCGGGCCUUUGUCGGAGUCACAGAUAGCCUACAUGUCACGGGAAACCCUGCAGGGUUUGUACUACCUACACAAUAAAGGAAAAAUGCACAGAGACAUUAAGGGAGCCAACAUCCUCCUGACAGACAACGGCUACGUUAAACUAGCUGACUUCGGUGUGUCAGCCCAGAUCACGUUAACCCUCGCCAAGAGGAAGUCGUUCAUUGGAACUCCUUACUGGAUGGCUCCAGAGGUGGCGGCUGUGGAGAGGAAAGGCGGCUACAACCAGCUGUGUGAUAUCUGGGCCGUGGGCAUCACCGCGAUAGAGCUGGCCGAGCUGCAGCCGCCCAUGUUUGACCUGCACCCUAUGAGGGCUCUGUUCCUAAUGACCAAGAGUAAUUUCCAGCCUCCUAAGUUGAAAGAUAAACUCAAGUGGACAAAUAACUUCCACCAUUUUGUCAAACUAGCCCUGACCAAGAACCCAAAGAAGAGGCCCACGGCUGAGAAACUGCUCCAGCAUCCUUUCGUGUCGCAGCCUCUGAGCCGGACGUUGGCGAUCGAGCUGCUGGACAAAGCCAACAACCCCGACCACAGCACCUACAACGACUUCGACGACGACGACCCCGAGCCUGAGUCUCCGGUCUCUGUUCCUCAUCGCAUCCGUUCCACCAGCAGGAGCACCAGAGAAGGAAAGACUCUGUCUGAGAUUAACUUUGGUCAGGUGAAGUUCGAUCCUCCACUGAGAAAGGAAACGGAACCCCAUCAUGAACCGUGUGAUUCUGAGCCCUAUCUGGACUGUGUUGAGGAGCUCUACUAUACCGCGAGAUCUAAUCUGGAUUUGCAGUUGGAGUACGGCCACGAUUCGCCGAGUCUGCUGGGAGGAAACAAGAGUCUUCUUAAAUCCGUGGAGGAGGAGCUGCAGCAGAGGGGCCAUGUGGCACACUUAGGGGAUGAUGAGGAUGAGGAUGAUGAUGGUGCAGAUGAUGAUGAAACUCACACUCACAAAUCCAGCACGAUCAUGAGGCCAAAGGUCCCUCCACCGCUUCCUCCUAAGCCCAAGUCGAUCUGCUCGUCCCAAGCGCCGCCUCAACAGCAGCAGAAACAGGACGACAGCCAAUCGCACAGCGAGGACGACGGCGGAGGGGGAGGGACCAUCAAACGCUGUCCUGUCCCGGAGACGCCGAGCCCCGCCAAGCCCGCCUCCAACGUCCCGCCGCGGCCGCCGCCCCCCAAGCUGCCGCCCCACCGCCGCAGCAGCCUAGGUAACGAGAGCCCGAAGCGCAGAGACGUGGAGCGCUCUGCCCCAGAGGAUGAUGGGAGCUUUAGGCAUUUCUGGGAGUGGCUCCACACGCCUCACACUGAGGAGGAGCUGGAGGAGGCGUGGGAGGUGCUGAAGGAGGUGAAAGAGGAGCAGGAAAAAGAGGAGGAAGAGAGUAACGGGCUGAACUCUCCCCACAACGGAGAGAGGGACAGUCCAGCAGAGAGGCAGUCCACCAUGCCCCCUAGUGUCCCCAUACGGAAAGACAAGAAGGACGUGCCGAAGCCGAUCAGUAAUGGUCUCCCUCCAACACCCAAAGUCCAUAUGGGUGCGUGUUUCUCCAAGGUGUUCAACGGCUGUCCUCUGAAGAUCCACUGCGCCACUUCAUGGAUCAACCCCGACACCAGAGACCAGUAUUUGAUAUUCGGAGCCGAGGAGGGAAUCUACACGUUAAAUCUAAAUGAGCUGCACGAGACGACGAUGGAACAGCUCUUCCCUCGGCGGUGUACUUGGCUGUACGUCAUGAACAACUGUCUUCUUUCCAUAUCUGGAAAAGCCUCCCAGCUGUACUCCCACAGUCUGAGCGGUCUGUUCGAACAGGCCCGACAGCUCCAGAAGCUGCCUGUAGCCAUUCCCACACACAAGCUGCCUGAUAAGAUGAUUCCCAGGAAGUUUGCUGUGUCCAAUAAGAUUCCAGACACUAAAGGGUGCCAAAAGUGCUGCGUAGUUCGUAACCCGUACACCGGCCAUAAGUACCUGUGUGGAGCCUUCCAGUCCAGCGUCAUGCUGCUGGAGUGGGUCGAGCCCAUGCAGAAGUUCAUGCUCAUCAAGAACAUUGACUUCCCGUUGCCGUGUCCGCUGGAGGUCUUUGAGAUGUUGGUGGUCCCGGAGCAGACCUACCCUCUGAUCUGUGUGGCGGUCAGUAAAGGAACCGAGCUCAACCAGGUGGUCCGGUUCGGCACCGUCAACCCCAACUCUACCUCCUCCUGGUUCACAGAAGCAGACACGCCACAGACAUGCGUGAUCCACGUCACUCAGCUAGAGAGGGACACCAUCCUCGUCUGCCUCGACAGGUGUAUAAAGAUCGUGAACCUCCAGGGCCGGUUGAAAUCCAGCAGAAAGCUGUCGGCUGAGCUCACCUUCAACUUCCAGAUUGAAUCCAUAGUUUGCCUCCAAGACAGCGUCCUGGCCUUCUGGAGACACGGCAUGCAGGGACGGAGUUUCAAGACCAACGAGAUCACUCAGGAGAUCUCUGACAGCACACGCAUCUUUAGACUACUGGGAUCAGACAGGGUGGUGGUGCUGGAGAGCCGGCCGACGGACAACCCCACAGCCCACAGCAACCUCUACAUCCUGGCGGGCCACGAGAACAGCUACUGAGACGCUCAUUAACACUUUCCCCCCGUCACUAUCGCAGACUGCAGGGGAGAGCUCGUCCCUCCGCUAACCUACCAACCCUUCACCUGUGCGACCGGCAGGCGAGCAGAUUUUAGAAAAGCACCGCGGUGUCGUCAGUGAAGCGUGUCGUGUUUAGAGCAGGUUUAAAAGCACCGGUUUGGGUUGAGCUAGACGAGGAAUCUCCUCUCUGCACCUUAGAAGACUUUCCUGAUUCCCCCCCCGCUGCAUUCUGGGAAUAAAAGCGCAUCCAACACUACUUCUACUACUACUUCUACACAUACUACUACUACUACUGCUACUGCUUCUCGUGCUAAAGCUUCACAGAAGACCAUCCUGCACACAAAACCUUCUCAUUCCCCUCUUUCCUUUAUAUUUUCUUUCUUUUUUUAAAACCUCCCUCCUUUAUUUAUUGUGGCAUGACGUAACUUUAACAACCGGGAUCCCGUUUUAUUCAUUUUUUUUCAUUUUAAAGGAUAAAAAAAAGAGACUAAAAAAACAAAAAAAAGCUUCGCCGCUUUCCGCUGGCAUCCAUCCCCCGCCGCCUCACACCACACACAAGUGCUUAAUUGACCUCUAUUUAAUUGUUGUAAAUAUAAAUGUAGUAUUUUUUUGACAGAGACGAACACUAAGCGGGCCGGUCGUUGUAGAUAGGGCGUGUGUAAAGUCGCAGAUGUAAAACCGCCGAGACGGAAACGUUCAGAUUCACCUUCACCGAUCAUGAGACGAGAAAGCCACGCCCCCCCGCCCGCCGCCUCCUCGGCUUCAGCUAUCCUAUAAUACUCCCGCCGAAGCGUCAGGACCGGGAGGCGCCGCUCGAUCGGCCGCCCUGCAUGCAUCCGAUGCCGCCGCGGCUUCCUGCCUGUUCACACCAUAGCAACCGUCGUCGGGGCAACGUUCAGAGUUCCAUUGGGUUCCAUCGUCCCGUUCAUGUUUUUAAGAGCUGUUUUAAAAUCACGUCUUUAUUUGUUCUUUAAUGCUUUUUUUUUUAAUCGAACCACUGGUGUUAAAAAUUUUGCACAAAGAAAAAAAAAUGUAUUUCAUAAACAAAUGUGAUGUCAUUAUAAUAUAUGACCGUGUGUGUGUGUGUGUGUGUGUGUGUGUGUGUGUAUGUUCAUAGACACAGAAUAUGCACAUACGAGUGCAUCACGUUCAGAUCCGGCCUUUAAUGAGUGACGGCUGCUUAAAAAAGAACAUCAAAAGCUGGAUUUACUCAGAAAUAAACAUUUUAAGCCAUAGUUUUAAGCAUUAACGUCCAAAAAAGCAACAUUCAAACACAAAGAGCUCUAAUAAAAUCCCUUUUUAGUCCAAGAUAAACCUCUAAAGACCUCUAAGAAGUGUGUUAAAGCUUCACCUGUACAGUUUUUGUAAACAACAAGGAUCCCUUGUUGCUCUAUGAUUGCUUAGAUGUAACUCUACACACUUGUUUCUUUUUAGAUUUUGCAUCUCGAGCACACUGUACUCAACGCUGUGCUACGGCAGCUUGUAAUAUUAGAACAGGGAAGUCAGACUCAUCCAGCCCAGUUUGGUCUCCAGUGACCAGUAAAAUUAUAACAUAAUAACCUAGAAAUAUCCACAACUCCACAUAUUUCAUUUGAUUUAGUGCAAAAAAACGUACAUUCUGACACAUUUAAAGACUUCAAAUCAAAUCAAAUCAAACUUUAUUUGUAUAGCACCUUUCAUCCAUUAAAAUGUAACACAAAGACUUAUUACAAAACAUCCUAAACAACUUGAAAUUUGUUAAAAAUAAGUUCAGUUUCAUCCACAUUCAGCCCCAGUUUAUCAUUUCCACAUUACAACUUCCAGAUCAGUGUCUACAAAGGAACACAACAUUUAGUCACCUGGAACUGAACCAUGGAGGAUUUACUUUAAAAAAAAGACGGCAAAACAACAGAACAUUCCAAAAAUGAGACACAAAUGACAAAAGUGAGCAACAAAAUGACAAAAAAUGAGACAAACCACACGAAACAAAACAAAAAGGGACAACAAAUUUGGCAGAAAAAGUUACAAAAAUGGACAAACAAGGCAAAAAAGACAAAAUAUAACAAAAAUGAUCCCCAAAGCAAUGAAUAAAGCAAAAGACAGAAGCGAGACAAAAGGGAGACAAAACGGCAAAAACGAGAAACAAAACAACAGAAAUGAAACAAAUGAUAAAAAAUCAGACAAAAACAAACAAAAAAAGCCCGCGGGCCUCAUGUUGGACACCCCUGCUUUAGAGUGACUCGGCUGUACAUGUUUUAAUGUUUUAGAAAACCUGAACGUUGACAGGAUUCUGGUUCUGUCGGCUUGUUUUGUAUCAUCGCUGCACAGCUGUGGCUUUUUCAACCUGUAGCAUCCAUUUACAGGUUAAAAAGCUCAGUUUUCACCAGAAUAAGUCUUUAAAACAGUAAUAAAGGUGAUUUUAAUGAUUAAAAAUUAACUGUAAUUCACUUGGAAUUACAAAAACCUAUUCUGUUUGAGAAAGGGAAAAAGCACUGUUAGCUUUUAAAACAUAUUUAAAGUGAAACACUGAGCUAAAAGCAGCUAAUAUCUGUAGCUACCCAGGAAAAGUCUCAUUAUCCUGUUUAUUUUAUGACUUUAGUCCAGAAUCCACCCUGGAAGCGUCGCCCAGUUUGUGCUUUUCAUCAGAUUUUCAUUUCAGUGUGAGUCCGAGCCUUUUAUGUAUUUAUUCCCGUAACGUUUUUAAAAUCCAGUUUAAAGCUUCAUCCGUCGCCGCUGUGACUCCUUAAAGGCCGGCGUCUGCACCGGAGAUCACACUACAUGCAUGUAGAUGUGCACUGCGUGGCGUGUAGCAGCGUGAGUGGCAGUACACUAGCAGUCCUUACAAGCUGUGACACUCGAGGUUUCUUCUGUUUAACACUAGUUUAGAUGAACCUAACUGAGGGGAAAAAUCUGUAGAAUCUUCAGAGCUCAAACUCGAUUUCGACGACUUUAGUUUCUCACGUUUUCUCCACACAUGUACAGCUGGAAACUCAACCUGAACACUGAAGAUAUAUUAUGUAGAGACACUUUGGGAGUGGUGUCGUCUCUAAAUUUAAUCACAAAUGCAGUCUUUUUCUGUUUUAAGAGCCAAAAAACCUGCUUCUGCUGCCAUCUUGUGAGUAAUUUUAAGAUCCCCCUCCCCCCCCAUUUUUGCAAACAACUAGAAUCUUGUUGAUAAAACAGGAAAAAAACAGCAAAUCCAGUGUUUUUCUUUUAAAUGUUGAAUAAACUGAAGAUCACAAGCUUCAGCUCCGUAUAAAAUGUGUCCCUAAAUGUCAUGGAAGGGCCUCUAAAGGAGAAAUUCUGAUGUGUUUGAGGCUGAAAAUGUAAGAAGACAUUUUAACAGCUGUGUGAAGUGGAAGUUCAGAAAAUUCAGAAGUUCGCUGUUUUAAUUGGAUUUAUUUGUGGAUAAAACUUCAACUUAAACAAAUCCAGCUGAAUGUCAACAGUUUAAAUCAUCUCUGAGGGUCUAAAUUUCACUUUUUUAAGCAGAAGUGUUGCUUUGUGGCCGAUAAAGACUUACUCCACAUCUACAGAAGAGAUAAAUGUCAGAUCUGUUUGUUCCAUCUUCAAGUCCAGAAAUGUGCUCCAGCUGAACACAGUUUUUUUCCUCUUAAAUAUUUAGAAUUCAGUCAAAUCUCAGAAAAAUCUAAUGUCUUUCCCAAAUGAGUGAUUUAAGCCAGAAAACUCGUGCUUCCUGCCAACGGACCGGUUAUGACUUCAGGGCUGCAGCCAAGUUUUAUUUACAGUUUUUUAAGCAGAAACUGCUCCAUCAUUGUCAAAAAGCUUCAGUUUUUUUCAUUGAUUUCGUGCCACCAGUCCUGCAUGACGGAGCUGUUUAACAGUUUGUGUGUUUGGGGAAAAAAUAAAAGAAACAUUCCUUUAAUGUAAUGCCAAAAUAUGUCGUUAAAGCUCCUCAUGGCCAUAUUUAGAUGUUCUACCUCGUCGUUUGUCCUAGACGAUUAAAAAAACAAACAUUUCUGAUUCUUAAAACAGCCAUCGUCUAAAGUUAAAACAUCUUCUCUAAACUCAUCACAGUCGACGUGGAAAUGAACAAAAGUUACUCAUCAUGAAUACAAAGAAAUUUCCGCUAAAAAAUAUUUUUAGUGGAAUGUUCUGUAAAAAUAUAAACAGUUUAUCUUAAAUUUUGAGAUUUCAAAAACGUCCUUUUCAAGUGGUUCUAACUUCUCCUGCCUGUUUUUGUUUUUCCGUGACUUUAAAACGUUAAAAAUGUGCACGUCUGGGAUCGUUUUAGCAUAGUAGAAAGCUUAUGUGGGAUCUGUUUGGUAAACUUCUGCCAUCGUAGACGCAGAAUAAAUCUGUAAUUAUGAAAGCAGGCGCCGACACGGCUUUCCUAUUUGCUGAAAUGUUCACGUCUGAUUUUGAAACUUGGAUUAAAUCACAUGUGGAAUAAAUCACCAGAUGUGUUAAAGUUAUGAAUUAGACAUCACUAAAGUAAACUAAAUUGGCAUUAAGAUGAUUUUCCUGUCGCUAACGCCGUCUCAAAGCAGAUUAAAUUCCGUUCCUGUGAGUUUAUUCCAGCGUCGGUUUGAUCCAGGUCUCCUCCUAGCCUUCAGACUCUGUUAAGUCACCUCUGUACUGUCGCUUUUUACAUCACCUUUGUCUUUUGUUUUCAUGAUGCGACGCAAACAUUAUGAAAUGUAUAUAGUGUAAAAUAAAAAUGGGUUUGUUUUACAUACUGUAUAAUUGCCUAUAUUUUGUUUCAGAAGUGUAACAGAUUUAUGAGAUGACAGGUUAACACAAUAAAAAGAAGGAGCUCAA